Carya illinoinensis is the source of this 2497-nucleotide messenger RNA. RefSeq lists its product as uncharacterized. The coding region runs from base 317 to 2023 and encodes 568 amino acids. The transcript has a single exon. Lineage: Eukaryota; Viridiplantae; Streptophyta; Magnoliopsida; Fagales; Juglandaceae. The record is from RefSeq and is a predicted model, not a curated record.
AACCCUCUUCCCAAAGAUACCUAAUAUGAACGAAAAUAAGAUGAAAGACAGCACCUUUAGGUUGAUUUGAGUAAAUUGAAAGGCCAUAAAUGUCAAUUGAGUGGAACCCGCCAAGAGCAACACAAAGCAAAGCUUGAAAUAUGCUCCCCUCCCUAGAACUUUGAUCCACAGUGCUUGCCUUUUCCUCUCUUUCUCUGCUUUUCCUUAACCCUUAAGUCUCCUCUUUUUUCUUCUUUUUAUUCUUUUUCUUCUUUCCUCUUCUUCCCCUUCCUCUCCUGUUUCUGCAAUACAAGCAGCAUAAAAAACAAAAGCCUCCAUGUGGUCUUCAAUGGCAGAUACAUAUUCUGACAACAUCAAACACCAAAUGAUACUUCCAGAGAAAACACAACAAAACCCAAGUAAGUUUUACUCACAUUUCUUAUACAAAGCUCUUAUAGUUGUAGUUUUCUUCGUUAUUCUUCCGCUCUUUCCUUCACAAGCCCCUGAGUUCAUCAACCAAUCUGUACUCACUAGAAGCUGGGAGCUUCUGCACCUCAUUUUUGUCGGUAUCGCCGUCUCUUACGGUAUAUUUAGCCGGCGAAACGACGAAACAGAGAAAGAAAACAACAGCUCUAAAUUCGAUUAUGCUUCGUAUGUGUCUAGAUUCUUAGAAGUAUCACCGGUUUUUGAUGAUGAAGUCGAAAGCUCAUCUGGGAAUGGGAUUGAUGAGAACAAGGUCCAAACGUGGAGUAGUCAGUACCGUAGGAAUGAACCAGUGGUUGUCGUAGCCCAAGAACACUCUGUUCUUGAUGAACAGAGAACUACGGGCGAAAAACCACUGCUUUUGCCAGUUCGGAGCUUGAAAUUGCGUAUGCCUGACCCAGGUGUCUUCAAAUCCGAAUUUAGUGGCACCACUUCAGGUUCUAUCAGUAGGUCUAAUUCAAGACCGACCUCCAAAAGGUUUUCAGGCAAUUCGAAUAAAUCUAGAAACGGGGAAUUAGUAGGUUUGGAUCAUCAAAAAUUGGAGGAGAAGUUGAUGGAUAAUGUUGUGCUUUCUUCACCAGUUCCAUGGCAAUCGAGGUCUGGAAGAAUGGAAACGAAAGAAGAAGUUGAUAGCCCUACCCUGUUUGAUCUGCCUCCUUCAAUGGCGGAAUCUGAAUUUGAUCGGUUCCAGUCUCGCACGACAAGCAUCCAGAUGACUGAAUCAUCCCGAUCCAGUUCCAACACCUCUUCGCUAAAGCCGUCUCUUUCACCCUCACUAACUUCGCCUAGGAAAUUGUCUCCUUCGCCUUCGUUUUCUGCAGAAUCACAAGCCAAAAUUGCGGAGGAUUUGGUGAGGAAGAGGGGCUUUUACAAAUCUUCUCCCCCACCCGCACCUCCGCCGCCCCCGCCGCCGCUGCAGCCAUUAGUUUUUCAAUCAUUUUCAAAGAGGCCUAAUCCUAGACCGGUGAGUGAUGGGGUUUCGUUGGAGAAGGAUUCGUGCAGAGUAAAUUCUGGGGUGGAAAUGAAAGCUAGACGCCAGGCUGAUGGUUUAGCAAUGGGAAAAUCAGUGAGAAAAAUAAGAGCAAGGGGAGCCGGAGAUUUUGUAGAAGACGCCAUGAAUGGAGACUCGGAGAAAAGCCCAGCGAUGGAGAAAUCUGGAAGGAAGAGGGGAUCUAAUCAAACAUCAUUCAGGACUGAGAAACUAAGGCAUGAAAGCAACCCCCUAAUGUCAAAGCAAGCUUUCAUGGAAUUCUCAGUGGAAGAGGAGCAAGCCUCUGUUGACAAGGUGACUAUGGUGUCUGAUGAAGACACCGAAAGUGAGGAGGAUGAUGACACUGGAGGAGGAAGUUUCAUCCAAGGAGAAGGAAUUCCGAGCAAUGGUGGAGUGAGUUUAAAAAAUGUGGAAGCUGCUUCGAGCAGUGUCAGCGAUGGAGGACGUGAUGUGGAUAGAAAGGCUGAUGAGUUCAUAGCCAAAUUCAGAGAGCAAAUUAGGCUCCAGAGAAUUAAUUCCCUCAAGAGAUCAAGUGGGCAGAUCAAGAGAAACCCUGCAAGAAAAGGUUGAACUUCCUUCAAUCCAGAAGAGUUUAAACUGGAUGGAUCCAACCCUGGUGUUUUAAACUCUAGUUUUUCCUUGGUUCUAUGUUUCUAAUUUACUUGAUGUUAUAGUUAUUUUCUCUUUGUUUUUUUCCCAAUAUGGGUAUGGACAGAUCAAGAUCAGUCUAGAGUUCGCACCUGAAGUACUGAAAGGCCUCAAGCGAGAGAGAUAUAGACAUGUAAAGUGAGUCCUACAAGAUCAAUAAACAUUGUAGGACUCACUUUACAUGUCUAUCUUUCUCUCGCCCCGAGACUCUCAAAUUCGGGCCAGAACUUUAGAAGAUCUUUUCCGGCUUAGAGUGCAUGGUGUACAGAUAUCUACACGGUUUACGUUUUGUGUAACAGCCAAUUGCACCCCAAUGAGUGUUGAUGUUCUCUGAACUGUUGUAACUAAAAGGAUGUUCUUCUAGCUAAUUAAUGCCAUGCCCUAUUUUUUGGUCCA